This is a messenger RNA of Penaeus monodon (black tiger shrimp), 1701 nucleotides long. RefSeq lists its product as uncharacterized. The record is from RefSeq and is a predicted model, not a curated record. Bases 331 to 1344 code for a protein of 337 amino acids. Lineage: Eukaryota; Metazoa; Arthropoda; Malacostraca; Decapoda; Penaeidae. The transcript has 2 exons.
AUAUAGUGACUUACUUGGUAGGUUCCUUUAGCUAUAAUAUAAAGGGGGGGAAAUAGUAUCAUUAUAGUAUUAUUGGAAUAAGCAACUUAACAGCAAACCUACAAAUACCAACCCUACCAUGUAAUAUGCAAUAGAACGAUACAUUCUGGAAAAAAAAAUCAAAUACCUGCCGAAAAAAUUGAUAAGUAUUGUACCAGAAUUGAUAAAAAAAGAAGCGAUAAAUUCCCAGGUCAUCCUCCAACCCCCCCUGAAGCCCACUCGAGCGGCCGCAGUCCUCCUCAUGGCAGUAAAAGCAGGUGAUUGGCAGCGUUGGGUUCAAGGCGGUUCAAGAUGGCCAAGGUGUGCCCAGGGUGCGAGUGCAACUAUUUCGAGUUCAUUCAGAAAUUCUACAGGGACAACGAGGCCAGCAUCGCGUAUUUGCGAGACCACGGGGUCUUGCCCUUGGAGGUCAUCUGUCCCCGCUGCAAGACCCCGUGCCAUUACCGAGCCGAGAGACACACUUGGUACUGCGGGAAGUACAAGAAGAUCGCCAAGACCAAGAGGAGGAAGCAGUGCCCCUAUUCCGCCAGUGAUUUUAACGGCUCCUUCCUCUCCGGGGCCAGGAUCGAGCCCUACAAGGUCAUGUGUUUCGCCAACCACUGGCUGAGCAAGCAGUGGGACUACCAGACGGUGAGCCAGUGCCUGGGCAUUUCGUUGGCCACGGGGGCAGCAUGGCAGAAAUAUUGCUCGGAGGUGACGGAGCACUGGCUGGAUAACCAGGAGCCGAUUGGUGGACCAGGCAUCGUCGUCGACAUAGACGAGACCCUGUUUGGGAAGAUGAAGUACGAGAAGGGCAAGUCGCUCAGCCAAAUUUGGGUGUUUGGUGGGGUUGAGCGCGACAGCAAGAACUACUUCAUUGUCCCGCUUGAAGAACCUGUAAGUCAGAAUCUGAUGUCACUUAUCCAGAAAUAUAUUCUUCCAGGAACUGUCAUUGUGAGUAACAGGUGGAAUGCUUACAACUCUAUUAAAGACUAUGAUUACGUUCAUCAAGUGAUAAACCACUCUGGGGACUCCAUCGAUGAGGAGAACGCUGAAGCCCACACAAAGAAUGUUGAACUGUUGUGGCGUGAUAUCAAGGAGUGGACCCCAGGACCUGGCAAUCGGCUACAGUUUUACAAACAGUAUUUGGCUCGGCUCCUAUUUGUGCAGCAGCACACCUUUAGCACUGUCAACCACUAUUUCUUCCGUGAGGUUGCAAGAAUGUACCCCCCAGACUUUGAAAAUGAAGAGACGCCUUCUAAUUCAUGCAAUGACGUCCAGAAGGAACACGAUCAUGAGAACAAGGAAUCUGAAGUGUCAGAUUAAGAUGGAGGAAACACAAGGAACACAGAAUGAGGAAAAUCCAACACAGCAAGAGUGUCGAGCAGACUUGCGAGAGAGAUUCUUAUGGGCCGUUACUUCCUUGGUAGGAAAGGAAGCAACUAUCAACAUGCAUGAAAAGACACAUGCUAGUGGGAUAUUCCGUGGUAUCGAUAAAGACAUCCUGAGUAUGCACAUUCAGGACUUGAAAACCCCUUGCAUUGUCUAUCCUCGGGCAAUGAUUCGUGUACCUGACUGCAUGACGGUGCAUUUCAAGUUAUAGCACUGUGUCUUGGCCAUUUACCUGAUAGAUAUAUAUUUGUAUUUGUUAUAAAUAUUUUUUAUUAAAAGAUGAAAAAGUUG